Acinonyx jubatus (cheetah) is the source of this 6888-nucleotide messenger RNA. It is a transcript of the gene MRTFA, whose product is annotated as myocardin related transcription factor A. Gene Ontology annotation, biological process: smooth muscle cell differentiation. Bases 3465 to 6254 code for a protein of 929 amino acids. The record is from RefSeq and is a predicted model, not a curated record. The transcript is spliced from 13 exons. Lineage: Eukaryota; Metazoa; Chordata; Mammalia; Carnivora; Felidae.
GCCCAUUUCCUUCUUCCUAACCAACCUCCCUACUGCUGGUGUUGGCCCUCUUUCUUUCCAUACUGUGUCAAAAUGCCCUUUUUCUAUUUCCUUUUCUGUCCAUCCUCUAUUCCCCAAGAAAUUGUUAUUUUCACACCUUUUGCUUUUGUACAUGCCUCUCCCUUUGGUUGCACUUUCUUUCCCCAUCUUUAGUUUGACCUUUUUUUUUUUUUUAAUAUUUUUUAUUUACUUUUGAGAGAGAGAGCACGAGCAGAGGAGGGACUGAAAGAGAGGCAGACAGAAGAUCUGAAGUGGGCUCUGCGCUGAGAGCAGUGAGCCCAUUGCUGGGUUCAGACUCACAAACUGUGAGAUGGUGACCUGAGCUGAAGUUGGACGCUCAACCGACUGAGCCAUCCAGGGCCCCUAUCUUUGAAAAAAAAUUUUUUUAAUGCUUAAAUAUUUUUGAGAGGCAGGGGAAGACAGAGGAUCUGAAUUAGGCCCUGUGCUGACAGCAGGGGGCCUGAUGCGGGGCUCAAACCUAUGAACCAGAGAGAGACCAUGACUUGACCAAAGUCAGACGCUCAACCAACUGAGCCACACAGGCCUCCUGACUUUUUUUUUUUUUUUUUUUAAAUCAUUCAGGUCUCAGUUCAGAUCUUCUCUAACUCCUCCAAAUUCAGCUAGGUCUUCUUUUUGAGUUCCCAUCAGAGCACUUAUUAUGCUGACGGAUUGUAUAAUUGGGUACGAGUCUGUGUCUGUUUAUGAGCCUGUAUUAUAAAUUCCAUGAAGGCAGGGACUUAGGCAUUUCAUCUGUCUGUAUCACAGUGCCUGGCACAUGGUAGGCAGGCAGUAAAUAUGGAAAGAAAAAUGAAACAAAAUAGAGGGUGUAACUUUCCUAGUCCCACCAUAAACCUUAGAGACCCACUCCUUUUUAGAGAUGAAGGUGACACCCUGAGGUUAUGCAGCUAAGUAAUUAACACAGCUGAAAAACAGAACUCCUGAGUCCCAGCCUAGUGUUCUAUCACUUUAAGAAAAUGUUUUUUUGAGGGAAAAAAAAAAGAUUUUUUUGUUUAUUAUAAAGGCAUUUGUUUAAUGCAGAAUAUUUGGAAGGUACAGAUACACAGAAGGGAGAAAAAGGAAAAAUACAACCAGCCUAUUCCCACCACCCAGAUAGCAACCAUCCUUCCAGCCUCUUCUGUGCACAGUGAUAUGUGUAUGUUUGCACUAUAUCGUCGAGUGAUGGCGACAGCUUGCAUUUACUCAAUGCUUGCAGGAUAGGCACUGUUCUAAGUGCUUUACAUGUGUUCGACUCAUUUAUUAUAGCAAUGCUACGAUGUAAAUACUGUUGUCUCCACUUUUCAGAUGAGGAAAUGGAGGCACAGACGUGAUAAGUAUCUCAAGGUCACUCAGCUAUGAAGUGUUAGAGCCAAGAUUUAAACCCUGGCUAUCUAGCUUUAGAGCCUAUAAUUCAUUCCGUUCCAUUCUGCCUCUAUGCGUGGUAUUUUGUAAUCUGCUUUCUUUUAAAAAUUGAGAUCAGUUGAUAGACAGUCAUCAUUCUUCUGGGUACAGUUCAGUGAGUUUUGAUAAAAAGCAAAACCACCACCAUAAUCGAGAUACAUGGAGUAUUUCCAUCAAGAAUUUCCAUUGUGCCUCUUUGUAAACCAUCUCCUUCCCCAUUCUCCCUGCCUGGCAACCACGGAUUUUAUUUUCUGCCCUCAUAGUUUUGUUUUUUCCUGAAUUUCAUAUAAACGCAGUCAUUCCAUAUUGGUGGUAUUUGUAUUGUGACAUUGGCCCAAUUAUAAUCUUCACAUGGUCUUGUUGGGGGAAAAGGCGUUGCUUAAAUGAACGAUUUCUGAUAUUUUUUUUCAUCUUUUUCUUUCCUUUCCGUAUUACAAAUAUUUAUUGAACCUCUUACAAUGCAGGGGGGUGAAUGAGGAUGAGCAACUGUGGCCUCAAAGCCCCCUGGUUUGCCCUGUGAGUAGGGGCCGUGGCAGAUGAUGAUGACACAGUUGAUUCUUGUACUUUAUCAGCUUUCCUACUGGAACACAUUGCUCCGCAUAGAAGUUUUUGCUUCCGUGCCUCUACAGUUUAUGCCUUGCUAAGCUUUCAGGUGCUGAGGAACUUUGUGGGGAGAAGGCUCUGGUGGCACACCGCUGUCAGCCUUGCUGACCACCUUGGGUGAACAUCCCAGUGAGUGUCAUGAUGGCAGCUGUUUCCAUGGUUACCUGGGUAGUUUUCUCAAUUUAGUCUGUUGGUGUGGCUGCCCUGAUUUUCUACCCUGUGACUUGAAUGAUGCAACUGUGGCAUUUAAGUAGUAAAAUAAAAUGGUAAGGUAAGUUGAGGUUGAUAGACAGGGUAUGAAUCUCAAAAUUUUGGUGGGCUGCUACUGUUGUUGCAGUAUGCUGUCUCUGACACUAGCUGGCAUCUUUAAUUUUGUUUUCAAGUUUAUUUUAGAGAGAGAGGGAGACACAGAAUCUGAAACAGGCUCCAGGCUCUGAGCUGUCAGCACACAGCCUGAUGUGGGGCUCGAACUCUAUAAACGGUGAGAUCAAGACCUGGGCUGAAGUCGGACGCUUAACCGACUGAGCCACCCAGAUGCCCCGACACUAGCUAGCAUCUGAAGAACCUUUCUUUUCUUUCUAAACAGAAAAGUCAAAUAUGUUCUGAGCUCUAUCUUCUUUUAGAGACUUUAUCAGCAAAAUACCCGCAAAUUGCUAAGCAGUGUCUGUUCACUCAUUUAUCCAUUCAUUGAGCACAUUCGCCAAUUAACCAUUAUGUUUAUGGUAUCCUUCUUGAUGCUGUGAUAUGGCUUAUUUCAAAGUAAAUUCUUCCUGAGUUUUUCCCUUGGUACUGACUGCCUUUCCUCCCAAUUUGGUAUCUUUCAUCUGUAAACAUUUUAAAAACAAAUGUCAAGUGAAAUAAAAUAGUGCAGUGUUAUAGGUCCUUGUUCCACUUUGGUGCAGACUUUGCACAAGAAGGGAGAGAGGCACAGGAGAGAAGAGGAAACCUGGUCAUGUGAUACUGCUUGUCUGGCAGAAGCCUUUUGCUUCUGAGCAGAGAAACCAGCUGUUUACUAUUUUGGGUGAAUGAGGUUGGUUGGUUGCUACGAGCAUUUUCUCUAAGGGAACCCUCUUCUCUUCCAGCUCUACACAUUGAAAUCAUCCCAGUCCUGCUUUUUGGCAUUUGGGUAGAGGAGGGAGGUGUCUAUGUCGUGGCCCAGUGCUGACAGGAAGAAAUGUUUUCCAGGAGACUUACUGAUUCUGACCUUCUGCUGUCACCGCUUUUAACGCCCCACUCCCUAAGUAAACGGGAUCUAGCUGUUCUUACAACCCUUAGCACUGCAGAAAUGAAGUACCCACCUUUAACCUAAAGAGCAAUGCUAAUCAGAUUUUCAGCAAAUAAUAAAUGGCCUCUUUAAGGAGUGAGUGCUGCAGUUGAAGCUCCAGCAGCGCCGGACUCGAGAAGAACUGGUGAGCCAAGGGAUCAUGCCGCCUUUGAAAAGUCCAGCUGCGUUUCAUGAGCAGAGAAGGAGCUUGGAGCGGGCCAGGACAGAGGACUAUCUGAAACGGAAGAUUCGUUCCCGGCCGGAGAGAUCAGAGCUGGUCAGGAUGCAUAUUUUGGAAGAGACCUCGGCCGAGCCUUCCCUCCAGGCCAAGCAGCUGAAGCUGAAGAGAGCCAGAUUGGCCGAUGACCUCAACGAGAAGAUUGCACAGAGACCGGGCCCUAUGGAGCUGGUUGAGAAGAACAUUCUGCCUGUGGAGUCCAGCCUGAAAGAAGCCAUCAUUGUGGGCCAGGUGAAUUACCCGAAAGUAGCGGACAGCUCUUCCUUCGAUGAGGACAGCAGUGAUGCCUUAUCCCCUGAGCAGCCUGCGAGCCACGAGUCCCAGGGCUCGGCGCCAUCCCCCUUGGAAGCCCGAGUCAGCGAGCCACUGUCCAGUGCCACCACCCUAUCCCCCACUCAGGUGGUGUCUCAGCUCCCAGUGGGCCCGGAUUCCGGAGAAACACUUUUCCUGGCAGAGCAGCCUCCUCUGCCUCCCAGCCUCACCAAUGGAACCACAGCCCCCCCUGCCAAGCCCACCCCGACGCUUAUUAAGCAAAGCCAGCCCAAGUCUGCCAGUGAGAAGUCGCAGCGCAGCAAGAAAGCCAAGGAGCUGAAGCCAAAGGUGAAGAAGCUCAAGUAUCACCAGUACAUCCCCCCGGACCAAAAGCAGGACAAGGGGGCACCCGCCAUGGACUCCUCCUAUGCCAGGAUCCUGCAGCAGCAGCAGCUCUUCCUCCAGCUCCAGAUCCUCAACCAGCAGCAGCAGCAGCACUAUAACUACCAGACCAUCCUGCCCGCCCCGCCAAAGCCCGCGGGUGAGGCUCCGGGAAGCGGCGGGGCCCCCCCGAUACGCAGCCUCUCCACUACCGGUAGCGGCUCCGGCUCGGGUGCUCCUGGUCCCAGUGGGUUGGCACGUCAGAACAGCACCUCACUGACUGGCAAGCCGGGAGCCCUGCCUGCCAACCUGGAUGACAUGAAGGUGGCGGAGCUGAAGCAGGAGCUAAAGCUGCGGUCACUGCCCGUCUCAGGCACCAAGACAGACCUGAUCGAGCGCCUGCGUGCAUACCAGGAACAAGUCAGCCCUGCCCCAGGAGCCCCCAAGGGCCCUGCUGCCCCCUCCAUCUUGCCCAAGGCUGGUGAGGUGGUGGUCGCCUUCCCGGCCACCCGGCUAAGCACAGGGCCUGCCCUGGUGGCAGCGGGCCUGGCCCCGGCUGAGGUGGUGGUGGCCACGGUGACCGGUAACGGAGUGGUGAAAUUUGGCAGCACGGGCUCUACACCCCCCGUGUCUCCCACCCCCUCAGAGCGCUCACUGCUCAGCACGGGCGAUGAGAACUCCACACCCGGGGACACCUUUGGAGAGAUGGUGACGUCGCCACUGACCCAGCUCACCCUCCAGGCCUCACCGCUACAGAUCCUUGUGAAGGAGGAGGGCCCCCGGCCCGGGUCCUGCUGCCGGAGCCCUGGGGUGCGGGCCGAGCUGGAGGGGCGUGACAAGGACCAGAUGCUGCAGGAAAAGGACAAGCAGAUCGAGGAGCUGACCCGCAUGCUGCGCCAGAAACAGCAGCUCGUGGAGUGGCUGAGGCUGCAGCUGGAGCAGGAGAAGCGGGCGCAGCAGCCCGGCCCCGCCCCCGCCCCCGCCCCCCUCAGCACCCCAGUGAAGCAGGAAAACAGCUUCUCCAGCUGCCAGCUGAGCCGGCAGCCCCCGGGUCCCGCACACCCCUUCAGCCCCAGCCUGGCGGCCCCCACUGCCCACCACGCGGACGCUUGUCCCCUGGUGCCCCCAGCCGUGGUGGUGAAGCAGGAAGCCGUGCUGCCGGAGCCUGAGCCAGCCCCCGCUCCCCAGCUGCUGCUGGGCCCACAGGGCCCCAGCGUCCUCAGGGGGGUCACACCUCCCACCCUCAUCACUGACUCCACAGGGACCCACCUUGUCCUCACUGUGACCAAUAAGAACGUGGACAGCCCCGGCCUGGCCGGCGGGAGCCCCCAGCAGCCCUUGUCCCAGCCUGGUUCUCCGGCAGCCCCUGGCCCACCAGCCCAGAUGGACCCAGAGCACCCAUCACAGCCCCUCUUUGGGACCCCCACUUCUCUGCUGAAGAAGGAGCCGCCUGGCUAUGAGGAAGCUGUGAGCCAACAGCCCAGACAGCAGGUGAAGAAGGAAAAUGGUUCCUCCAGCCAGCAGAUGGAUGACCUGUUUGACAUUCUUAUUCAGAGUGGAGAAAUCUCAGCAGAUUUCAAGGAGCCACCACCAUCCCUACCAGGGAAAGAGAAGCCCCCCUCGACAGCAACCUGCGGGUCGCCCCUGGCCGCACCGUCCCCACCCUCCACCGAGCUCCCCCAGGCCACGCCACCUCCCUCAGGCUCACCUGCCCUCCCUGGGCGCCUGGAGGACUUCCUGGAGAGCAGCACGGGGCUGCCCCUGCUGACCAGCGGGCACGAGGGGCCAGAGCCCCUCUCCCUCAUUGACGACCUCCACAGCCAGAUGCUGAGCAGCUCUGCUAUCCUGGACCACCCCCCCUCGCCCAUGGACACCUCGGAAUUGCACUUUGCCCCCGAGCCCAGCAGCGUGGGCCUGGACCUGGCUGACGGCCACUUGGACAGCAUGGACUGGCUGGAGCUGUCGUCGGGAGGCCCCGUGCUCAGCCUGGCCCCGCUCAGCACCACCACCCCCAGCCUCUUCUCCACGGACUUCCUCGAUGGUCACGACUUGCAACUCCACUGGGAUUCCUGCUUGUAGCUCUCGGGCUGCAGGGCCAGGAUGGGAGGGGCUGGAAGCUGGGGAGAGCCUGAUCCCACCUCUGUGUGGUCGUGAGUCCUGACAAUCAUAGGCCCUGCUCUCCCCGCCCCAGGAGACUGGAGCAGGCCGUGCCGCCCCCUGGCUCAGACUCACCAAGGAGACAGGCUGCCAAGGAGCAGCUUUGGUCUAACCCCAGAGUUCAGGAGGCCUGGACAGGCCAGGGCCGUUCUAUUGACCUCCUUUUGUGAGGUCGGAGGUGCAGUCUGGCUGCAGUUGGCUCAGGCAGGCGAGGCCCAGGGUCACUCUCUUUCCUUCUAGUCCCCUUUCCCUAUGAGGGAAGAAACCAGCUUGGGCCUCUACCUCCCCAUCCCCUCGAUGCCAACCCCAGGGUCCCAGGCUUCUGGGAGGGGAGCCCCUUGCCAUUUUAGUGUCUUGGUGUAGUGUAACCAUUUAACGGUUGGUGGCAAACGUUUUCUGUACAGGUGUAUAUACCUCUAUAUUCUAUAUCGCCAUACAUAUAUAUACAUAUAUUUUUGGGGGCUGGGAGGUGGAUUGGAGCUCCCUCCCAUCCUGUGCACAAUAUAGAAGGGCCCAGAGACCACUGCUCCUGGGGUUAGAUGCAGCCUUCGUCAGC